Suricata suricatta (meerkat) is the source of this 7602-nucleotide messenger RNA. RefSeq names its product glucose-fructose oxidoreductase domain containing 1 (gene GFOD1). Gene Ontology annotation, molecular function: nucleotide binding. Bases 223 to 1395 code for a protein of 390 amino acids. The transcript is spliced from 2 exons. The record is from RefSeq and is a predicted model, not a curated record. Lineage: Eukaryota; Metazoa; Chordata; Mammalia; Carnivora; Herpestidae.
AGAGCCCCGCGUGGCGAACACUGCAGCAGACGCCGCGCUGAGGCGCCCCGAGCCUGCUCCGCCUUGCAGCUCGGUGCGCUCUGGGCACCCGGGCGCCUUGCCCGGUGCACGGGCGGCUGGCGCACCGCGGCGAGCCGGGCGCAGGAGUGUCUGGAGGGGCGUGCGUGAGCGUGUUGGACCGGAGAUCUGGGCUGAAGCACAACCCGGCGGACCGGAGCAGCCAUGCUUCCCGGGGUGGGCGUGUUCGGCACCAGCCUCACGGCCCGUGUCAUCAUCCCGCUGCUGAAAGACGAGGGCUUCGCGGUGAAGGCGCUGUGGGGCCGCACGCAGGAGGAAGCGGAGGAGCUGGCCAAGGAGAUGAGCGUCCCCUUCUACACCAGCCGCAUUGACGAGGUGCUGCUGCAUCAGGACGUGGACUUGGUGUGCAUCAACCUGCCGCCGCCCCUCACCAGGCAGAUCGCUGUCAAAACCCUGGGCAUCGGCAAGAACGUCAUCUGCGACCGCACCGCCACGCCGCUCGACGCCUUCCGCAUGAUGUCGGCCGCCCACUACUACCCCAAGCUCAUGAGCAUCAUGGGCAACGUGCUGCGCUUCCUGCCGGCCUUCGUGCGCAUGAAGCAGCUCAUCGAGGAGGGCUACGUGGGCGAGCUGCUGGUGUGCGAGGUGCAGGUGCACAGCGGGAGCCUGCUGGGCAAGAAGUACAACUGGAGCUGCGACGACCUGAUGGGCGGCGGCGGCCUGCACUCGGUGGGCACCUACAUCAUCGACCUGCUCACCUUCCUCACCGGCCAGAAGGCCGUCAAGGUCCACGGGCUGCUCAAGACCUUCGUCAAGCAGACGGACCACAUCAAGGGCAUCCGCCAGAUCACCAGCGACGACUUCUGCACCUUCCAGAUGGUGCUGGAGGGCGGCGUGUGCUGCACCGUCACCCUCAACUUCAACGUGCCGGGCGAGUUCAAGCAGGACGUGACCGUGGUGGGCUCGGCCGGGCGCCUCCUGGCGGUGGGCACGGACCUGUACGGGCAGCGCAACAGCGCCCCGGAGCAGGAGCUGCUGCUGCAGGACGCCACACCCGUCAGCAACUCCCUGCUGCCCGAGAAGGCCUUCAGCGACAUCCCGUCGCCCUACCUGCGUGGCACCAUCAAGAUGAUACAGGCCGUGCGCCAGGCCUUCCAGGACCAGGACGACCGGCGCACGUGGGACGGGCGGCCACUCACCAUGGCUGCCACCUUCGACGACUGCCUGUACGCCCUGUGUGUGGUGGACACCAUCAAGAGGUCCAGCCAGACGGGCGAGUGGCAGAACAUCGCCGUCAUGACCGAGGAGCCCGAGCUGAGCCCCGCCUACCUGAUCAGCGAGGCCAUGCGCCGGAGCAGGAUGUCCCUGUACUGUUAGCAUGGACUGGGCACCCAGGGGGACUCAGGUCUGCAGCGUGGAGCCCGGAGAUGGGGAAGGUGUACUGGGGCCGAGGUGGCCUAGAAGAGUAUGGGGGUGGGGAGAUGGAGGGGCAGGAUGAGUUGAGUGGCAUCUGGGAAGGUUGAACCCCAGCCUGGGUGAUGGGCACCUAAUAAGACUGUCGGCUGGCUGCGCACACAGCCGGGGAGUAUUCAGGGGCCCUGUCCUUCUGGAGGUCAUGCCUGUGAGGCGUUUGCACAAGGAGCGGGUGGCUCAGCCUCCCGUUGUCCCCUCACCAUGAGAAGCAAAGAGGCGAUGCUUUCCUUCUCCCUCCCUACACACUGGGCUCCUUGACAAGCCAAAUGCUCCUGGGUCCCAAUGGCAAGCUCAGUGGGGUGCCGGCUUUCUCUGUGACCCAAGCCUGGCAGGAGAAGGCGCAUCAUCACAGGUCCAUAGAAGCCUGUUAGUCUGGCAGGAGGUGGGGGGCGGGGGGUAAGUGCAGUGGGCUAAUGAGAAAGUUCAGAUUCCAGAAAGCCGCUUAACAUGUCUGAAGGAAAAAGUACUUGGUAGCAAAGUGAACAGCGAGCUGAUCGAUUGGUUUCCUCGUAGGAAGCGGCAGGGAGUGUCUUCCUAAUUGGUGCACUGCCCUUGGCCUGGCUGGAGGAGGGGUAAGGGAGAGCCAGGAAUAGCAAGCAAGCCAAAAGGCAAGCACCUGUCGGAGGCUGCUUGGAAACAGAGUAGGCAGAGAGUAAAAUAGCCCUUUGGGUUUGUCAUCAAUUACAAAACCGCAGAGAGCCAUCUUAUAAUCCUGUUUGGGGCGGAGUAGAACUAAGUGUAAAGGGAUAUAGGUCAAAGUGUCCUCUCUGGUGCCUCCCCAGUCGGGUCAAGGGCACAGCCAGCAUGGGUCAGACCACAAGUUCCCGUGCUGCCCUCACCUGCUGUGUGGCCAUCUCCCAGCAGAUGGGAAAGUGAGCUGGCCCUUGGUGGGCUUUGGCCUUUAACACCUUGGCUCCUGCCAAGCCCAUAAAGGACUUCUAGGAGAUUCACCCAGCUUUGUGGAUUUAAAAGGGAAGCCUUCAAUUCCAAACAGAUAUAAUCUUCUUUCCCUUUAAAAAAAAAAAAAAAGAGUCAAGGGUGUUUUCCUUAGCUUUGACCUUUGCUUUCAAGAUUCAGACACCGGCAAGGUUUUGAAUGGGUAUUAAAGCAAAAGGACAACAAGGAACCUCAUGUUCGGUGUUCCUACUAUGGGGUUUUAGAGCCCAUGGAGGUGUGUCUUCACGUAGGGUCGAGAAGGUUCACGUUGGGAAAAAAAGAGCCUAUUUCUCCCCUCGGUCAAGAUUUUACUGGAGAGUGUAGACUUCAGGCUUGGAGUGGGCAGUUCCAAAGGCGAACUACUGGAAACAUAUGCAUACACACACACACACACACACACACACACACACACACAGGGUUUGUCAGGGCUCGCCACCACCAAAUGUCACUGAAAUAGCUCUUAAAAAUUCAGACCUCUCUUGAAACACCAAGUCAAACAUUUGGAAACUGGAAAAUUAUCCUUUUCUGAAUGCUGAGUCCCCCAUUAGAUAUUUUCAGGGUUGACUGUGGAGACAGGAACUUACAAAUCUCCGUAGCUUUCCUUCAUAGGUCCCAGAAAGCCAACAGUUGUCUUUGGCGCCCACCUGAGGUUUAGAUGUCUUUUCAGGUGACCGGCAGUAGAGGCAGAAGGGGAUUUAAGGGGCCGAGAGCUGGCCCCCCCCGCCCCCCAGGCUCUGAGGAGGCAGAAUCUGAAAAUGCACAGUAGAGCCCAUUGUAGGUUCCAUUCUCCUCCCGGGGUCAAUACACAGUGCUGCCCAGGCUGCCCGUGGGUGCAGGUGGGCGUGUCCAAAUGCCGCAGGAAAGUGGGGUCACUUUCCAGCCCAAUGAGGGAGGAUUACCUUCCCCAGAAGAGUCACCCUCCUGCUGCCACACGGCCGGUGAGCCAGCUGGAACUCUCCAUGGUACAUCAUGGUCCCUGACGUGCUCACCUCAUGGCCAGCAUGCUGGCUUUCCGAGCUACCAAGUCAAAACCAGAGAUUUGGUAGAACAAACGUGCCCCAGUAAUAGUGGGAACAGCCGGCCACGCCGUGGACUGUUUCAGUUCAGGGUCUCCUAAAUUGCCUUCUGGAUAAAUCACUUUUGUAGAAACUGAGUGGAAAGAAUUUUUUUUUUCCUAUCUAGCCUGAAAGGCUGUGAUUAAGUAUAAAGGAGAAAAAAAACUUAGAUGAAUUCUAUGGGUCUCAUUUUUCCGAGUUGUUUAUCAUCUAAGUAGGGAUAUCAAGGGGUUUCAAUUUUGUGUUUCUGUACUUAACCCAAAGACUUGGGGAGGUUUUUUUUCUUCCAAAGGCCUCUGAGUCCUGAGAUAAAUAGUCAGUGUCUAAAACACAAAAUCUCAUUUGAGACUAGGGGAUAGAGAAAGAAUAUAUAUUCUUUAAAAGAAGCAUGAAAAAUAUUUUAGUAAGUGUACUCAAAUCUUCCCUGCUGAAAUGCAUGUAGUAGAUAGAUGUGGGCCCAAGAGGAAGAAACGACUGAGGUAGUUCAUUUUUUAAAUACAGAAAUUCCCGGAGGUGAGUUUAAGAUACUUUAGUGCUCCUUUUAGCCCUGACUACCACCUGCCAAGCCUUUUAGCCCUGACUACCACCGCAUGGGCUUCCGAGAUCUCAAGCUUUCCACUGAGCUUGCUGGGGAAAAAGUCCAACACUGCAUCGGGCCGCUCAGAGGUCUGGGUUCCAUCAGCCCGACUUUGACCCAGGAUGAAGCCCCGAGCAGCAACCCAGCCCUUUUCUGCUUUGGGUACUGUGCCUCAAAGACCUGGUGUCAUGGAGGCACCCCCUAAGGGUCUCCCAUUUAGUCCCUGUUGCUUGAUUCGUUCCCAUUUUUUGUGUGGGCGCACGCCUCUGGUCCUGGAAGCGUUGGCUCACGCUGCUGGCUGAGAGAGGGCGGGGACCCAGCAGUUCUCGCCUGGAAUUCACAAGGGCUGGGCACGCUCUGGGCUUCUUUGGAACAUUUGGAUUCUCUUGAGUUUUCUUCCGGAGAGAAAGUCCAGGGCCACCGUCAGCUCUUCUAUGACCUCUCCUCUCAGUGGGAGAGAUGUCGCAGGGUACCACACAUAUUCCUUAUCUACUUGACUUGGAAAUAUCUGUGUGUCAUGUGUUUCUGGACCCUCUAGUGGCAGCCGUGGCUGACUCCAUCUCAAUGAGAGCGUUUCCCGGCCCCCUUCCUCCAUCUGGAGUGAGCCAUCCAACCAUCUCUGUGCACCAACAUUUCUUGAGCAUCCACCGUGUGCAGGGUAUUUUAGUUGAAUUACCUCGCUUAAUUCCCGACACAACCCAGUGGUAUUAGGUAUUAUUAUUCCUAUCAUACACAGGAGAAAAUGGAGGCUCUGAAAGGGAGAGUGAUGUACCCACAGUCACACAACGAUAAAGCAGAAGUGGAGUCACCUGAAUCCAAAACUUACCUUCUCCAAACCACGCUGUCCCCCAGUGAGAAAGAUUUGGACCCCUGGAGUUCUUGCCAGGCAGGAAAGCACCCCUUGCUGAACGCUAAGCGGGGGUGUGCGCACGCCCUGUAGAGCGUCUGUGAUUCAUGCUGAGUGUGGCCUGCCUGGGGCUCUACGCCCCUGUUGUCUGUGCCCCUCCCGCUGAGCAGGAUGCCACACUUGAUGUUCUGCCAGAAGGCUCCUUAUAGGGCUGCAAAUAGAAGUAGUCGAUUUUCCUGCCCCUUCCGAAAUGGAAGUAGCGCUCAGCUCCCUUCCUUUAAAAUCAGCGUCCUAAGUUGAUUUUGAUUGUAGGUGAUGCAGCAAACUGAAGAGCUGGGGGUUUUCAAGACGUCAUUGGCCGACCAUCUAGGUGCCCUUGGAUCUUGCCCGUGGUGGUCUAACAGACGCCUUCUCAGGGAGUGAGGCUUUUCCAGUUCAUUUGCUCGUGACUCUGAUUUUACCUGUGCGUUCUGCAUUCAGAUCUGCACGCUCUCUCAACUCCCUUCAUCUCGGCUCAGAGCUGCUGCUGUUGAAUUUGACCAGAGUCAUAAAUUAGGGCUGCGGUGGGCUCACCUUUUAUUCUGGUGGGUGUCGGGGGUGGGGGAUUGCAGCACGCUAGGGGAGAAAGGCGCUCUGGUCGCCUCUGAAGGGAGGCAUCUGAGGGACUGCCUCAAAUGUGUAUUCGCAUCCCUUAUGUUACAUCCCAGAGAGGUCACCCUGCUUCUUGGGACCUGCGUUCUAAGUCCCUUGCUGCUGCACACGGCACCUUCAGGGUUCUCAGAUGGGGACAGGGAGGCAGAGAGGUGAAAUGACUCGUCAGAGGCCCCCUGGCUGGUGGGUGAAUGAGCUGCAAUUAUAAUUCAGACCUGUGACUGACCGUUUUCCCCCAGCUGCUGCGGUCGCAUCCAUUUCUUAGCAACCCCAUUAUGUCUUGAAUGUACUCAGACACUGGUUCUGUAUUUCCACUGUGAUCGUAAGGCGAACACUUAUCCGUAGUUUGUGUUCUAUGCAGCAAGUUGGGUGGACAUGCACGUAGAGCUCCACCUUUGGGGUUUCCUGAGGCCAGCUCUGCCUCGAUUGCCCUCCACUCCCCUCCCCGAUGCAGAAUCAGGCCUCCUGCUUCACAACUGUUGCCUCCUAUUUUGGGCCAUCAGAGCCCUGAAGUUUUACAGGGUAGAGGCCAUGACACUGGGGAGCUCAUUGAGAAGAAACUCAGAGCCCUGCAUUCAGUCCUUUUCAGGACAGGGAGGAGGGGACAGGGCCACGAAAGGAAAGCUCUGUGUGUGUCUGCGGUGCUGCUUCAAUCCUGAGCAGCAGCCGGCAUGCCCCCCACCCUCCGGGCAGAGAAGCAGGCUGAUGGCAGUGCUUGGAGUCUCCGGGGACGACCCUGACUGAGUCAGGCUCCAGGAUUUCCCACAAGAGGAGUGAAGUCCUCCUGUGCGGCCAUCAGAGGUGAUGGCUUGGUGGUCUGAGUCUGGAGGGGAGGCCAGACCGUAUCCGAGUGACCACAUCCGUUAGCAGCGGAAGGUGGUGGCCUCUUGAGUUUUCUCUUCCCCAGGUCAGUCCCUAUUUCCUGGAGCCCUUGCGAGGGCCAUGGAGGUAUCUGGCUCUUGGCCAGGCUACUCAAGUGUUGCACUACUGAAUACUCUUGAAUCUGUUGUCUUUUUUUUUUUUUUUUUUUUUUUUUGGUUUAAGCCAGCAGCGAGUAGAGUAAUCACAAGCCCGUGUCAUAUGCAAUGGCUCUCUGCUUAGCGCAGCAUCCAAAGCUGGCCUGGGCCAGCGUGGGCAGGCCCUGGAGCAGAACCAUAAGGUCCUGCUGUUUCUCUCCUUCCCCGUCCUGAUCUCUGCUGUCUUCUGCAGCCUUCACAAGGGCAAGCCGUUGGAUGAGCCCCCAUUAUAAAGGCCAUGACUCACUUGUGAUUCCAGUCUAACCCCAGGUUGAGAAACAAAACAAAAGCAAGCGACCCGACCAGCUACCUGGUUCCCCCUCCUUCUCCUUCAGGCAUCCAAACUUAUUUAAGUAUAUUUAGUAUCCUGCCCCGUGCCUUGCCCAGGGGAGGGAGAAGUUUCUAGCAACUAUGGCUUUCUGUUUGCUGCCUGGUGCUUUUACAGUACUACUUCUUUUUUUUUUUUUUUUUAACCAAAAUUACAUUUGUUUGGUUGGUAUUGUCGAGUAUGUAUUUAUUGUGUUUUACAAACAUUGAGUAUAUAUAUGUACAUGUAUAAAACCAAACUUCUAUAUAAAAAGUCAAGGCAUGUAUACUAGAUAUUUUAAAGAAUUAUUUAUCAAGGGGAAAAGAUGUGUGUUAUAAAGUAAACAGAGUCUAUAUUUUAUAUAUAAUGUAGAUAGCAAAAAUAGCUUAUAAAUUAUAGAAGGUUUUGGUUUCCUUUUUUUACUAUUAUUAAAGCGAAAAAAAAAAAAAGAAAAAGUAGGACAAUGGAUGCAACUGUCUCUAGUGUUUUUAAGGCCAAACUUACUCUGGGAGGCACCUUCCCUAGGGGAGGGGAGGGGGGCAUGCAGUUUGAGCUCCACACCCAGGAGCUGAUUGAUGCCCAAGUUACCGCUGCCAGGCUCAGGGGACCGUGGCUGGCAUCGCUUAGCCAGGUGGCAUGUGCCACCUUACACAUGGCCUCCCCGACCUGCUUUGGUGGGAUAUGGACAUGAAAGUAGCCAAUAAAGAUGGAAGAGAAGACCA